AAAAAAACUCAAAGAAACUCUGGUUGAAUAGCGUAAAAACCUCAUUCGCAAGUUCUUUACAGACAAUAAGCAGCCCGGCUAAAACAAUGAAGGCAGUGGCGAUCACGACACCCGGUGGGCCGGAAGUUCUUCAAAUCCAAGACGUGGAAGACCCAAAGAUGAAAGACGAUGAGGUGCUGAUCAAAGUGGCAGCCACCGCGCUCAACCGAGCGGACACCCUUCAGCGUCAAGGGAAAUACCCACCUCCGAAAGGCGAGUCUAAUUACCCUGGUCUCGAGUGUUCCGGUACUAUCGAAGCUAUCGGCAAAAAUGUCAACAAGUGGAAAGUCGGUGACAGAGUAUGUGCUCUUAUUGGUGGUGGAGGCUAUGCAGAGAAAGUUGCUGUGCCAGCUGGGCAGGUUUUUCCCGUUCCACCUGGCAUUUCUUUGCACGAUGCAGCCAGUUUCCCUGAAGUGGCUUGUACGGUUUGGUCAACUGUCUUUAUGACUAGCCAUCUAUGCUCCGGGGAAACUUUCUUGAUACAUGGGGGCUCUAGUGGAAUUGGUACAUUUGCCAUUCAAAUGGCUAAGUACAUUGGUGUGAAAGUAUUUGUCACAGCAGGAAGCGAGGAAAAGCUUGCUGCUUGCAAGGAUCUUGGAGCAGACGUUUGCAUAAAUUACAAAACUGAGGACUUUGUCACCCGUGUGAAGACAGAAACAGGCGGAAAAGGUGUUGAUGUUAUAUUGGAUAACAUUGGAGGGCCAUACUUUCAGAGAAACAUCGACAGCCUUAAUGUUGAUGGGAGGUUAUUCAUCAUUGGCUUCAUGGGAGGCACUAUUACAGAGGUGAAUCUUGCAGGUUUGCUUGCAAGACGCCUCACGGUUCAAGGUACUUCCAUAAAUCCCUAUAUCUCUUUGUACCUACACGUUCAAUUGUUCAC
Molecule: messenger RNA, 919 nt
Organism: Cuscuta europaea
Lineage: Eukaryota; Viridiplantae; Streptophyta; Magnoliopsida; Solanales; Convolvulaceae
Source: the annotation of a GenBank genome assembly